AUGGUCACAGGCACCUGGCCUUGCACAACGACAGAGGUCGCUUGCAUUACGAAGGUUGGCAUUCCCGUCCGUUUCGACCCCUCCACUCGCCACGCGUUCUGGUGGAGGACGGCGUACCCAACCUGGGAGGAGUCCACCUUUCAGAUCUUCCGCCGCUUCGUAAGGCCGGACUCGAUCGUUCUUGAUGUUGGCGGAUGGAUCGGGUCGACCUCCAUUUGGUUGGCUGCCCUAGCUCAGAAGGUUCUGGUUCUGGAGCCAAGUGAUGCGGCCUUCGAGGAACUUGUGCAAAAUGUCGCUCAAAACGCCGACAGGAUUGACACAGGAUUGGCCAACCUGGUGAGAGCUUUGAUGGAGGUAACUUCAGACUGGAGAAACCGCUUCACCGAAGGAAAGUACAUGGCCCUCAUGAGGUUCUCGAUUCUGAGAACAAUCCGAGAAACCCAUACACUUUCUCCGGGCGACAGAGCAGAGGCGCUAUCUCAAAUGACACCUCAGGACGUCCUGGCCUACCUCAUUUCUACUGAAGACUGGUUUCUCGCUACGGUGAUACUCUUAAAAGACAGAAAGGCGAAUUCGACAGAUGGAGAUCUCCCGGGAAACCCUGCGCUUCCUUCGACGAUUGAGAAAAGCGAUCAAAACAGUAAGAUCGGGGAAGACGAACAGGAGAUCCUCGAUGGAGCCACGACUCUUUUCUCUUAUUACUACAAUUCUGAGGAAGCGAACAUAGCGAAUAUGAUAGACGGAGAGACGUCCCUUACUGCUGCAAUUGACAACAAGGAAAACCGAGAACUUCUUGUGUUUUGUUUCGGAGUCUCCUUCACCUAUUUCAAAAGAGACAGGCCAACGGUCUUAGACGACGUCGGCUUCCUCAGAACAGUGGUAGAGGGAAAAAGAGGAUACAAGGUGACGAUGAGAUCUCUGACCUCGAAUCACCUUCCGGCACUUGUCCAGGCAAUGGAGGGUGAAGGAGCAUCCGAAAGCGAGAUGUGA
Molecule: messenger RNA, 990 nt
Organism: Symbiodinium sp. CCMP2592
Lineage: Eukaryota; Dinophyceae; Suessiales; Symbiodiniaceae
Source: the annotation of a GenBank genome assembly